CGCAGACGGCACCAUACUGUGAGUCUUACUCUUUUUUUUUCUUGGUACUCUUGCCAUCAUCCAUCCUUGUCUAUUCUAAUAUGUUUACCUACGUUCUCUUACCAACGCUAACAAAUGCCAUCUUUAUAGCUUCAUUGGUGCUCAAAAUGGCAUUUAUCAGUUACGCGUGGACCUCUAUGCCAGGCAGUACUACAACAGCAUUUCAAUGCGCUAAUACGACGUCGUUUUGUCGAGGCACAUUGAGACCCGCCAGAAAGGGCAUCAUAACCUCAUCACAGAACAUGCAUUUUUUCUUCUUCUUUUUUGCACAUGUAGCAGGAAUUGGAUGGCGUUGGCAUUCUUCAUUUUUGUGUCUAAGGCGCAGCAAGCUGCCGAUUUGGACAACACUGGGAAAAAAAGUUUAGGAACUCUCUUUGCACUCGCGUGGCUGCUCUUUUUGCUUUACCAUUCCCCUUCUCUUUGCAUUUCUUCUACUUACAUAUCACUCUUUUUAAUGGUUUCUAAAAUUGAUGGUCUAUGAAACGGAACGCACUGGCGGUUGGACACUUUGAUCAUUGUGUCUUUUCUGCACCUUUUUUUUCCCCCUUUGCUUUUCUCUUCUUUUAUAUCAAUUUUUUUAAGCCUCUUUGGCAUACAGACUUGUUGCAGGGUUUCGGUUAUUCAAUGUAUAUGAUAUCCGGUUCUAUGGAAAUUGCAGAUUUGUUCUCUUUCUGUGUCUAUCAACUAUUUGCUGAUGAAAUAAGAUGAUAUUGUGAUUGUGUAUGUGUAUCUCUUCGGAUGUAUUCAUGCAUGUACCGAGUCCGCAGUGCCUGUUUGGCUACCGUAUAAGAGCUGGUCCACCAUUUCUGCAAUGGCAAGGCUGCUUGUCAAUCCAGG
Trichoderma asperellum CBS 433.97 is the source of this 876-nucleotide messenger RNA. NCBI's taxonomy places the organism in Eukaryota, Fungi, Ascomycota, Sordariomycetes, Hypocreales, Hypocreaceae. The record is from RefSeq and is a predicted model, not a curated record.